Notolabrus celidotus (New Zealand spotty) is the source of this 1500-nucleotide messenger RNA. It is a transcript of the gene pigr, whose product is annotated as polymeric immunoglobulin receptor. Gene Ontology annotation, cellular component: plasma membrane. The record is from RefSeq and is a predicted model, not a curated record. NCBI's taxonomy places the organism in Eukaryota, Metazoa, Chordata, Actinopteri, Labriformes, Labridae. The transcript is spliced from 8 exons. Bases 77 to 1102 code for a protein of 341 amino acids. Gene Ontology annotation, molecular function: transmembrane signaling receptor activity.
CAUGACUAACAGGAAACAUUUGUGUGGAAUCUGGAGUCCAUUAACAGAAGGGAGUGCAUUCAUUUGACGGUGAAACAUGCCGGAGCUCUGCAUAUGUGCCCUCAGCCUGUUAUUAUGGAUCCCAGCUAUCCUGUGCGGGGUAACCACUGAGGGAGAGUAUUCAGUCCUGGAGGGUCAAAGUGUUGUGAUCGCGUGUCACUAUGAGCCUCAGUAUGAACACUAUGUCAAAUACUGGUGUCGGGGUACAACAAGGGAGUUCUGUACCAGCUUGGCUCGGACAGAUGAUAUCGGUUCAUCCAAUCCAGACAAGGAUAGAGUGAGAAUUUCUGACGACCUGGACCAGCUGGUGUUUACCGUGACCAUGCAGGAUGUGAAGAAGGGGGACACAGGGUGGUACAUAUGUGGCGUGGAGAUAGGAAGCAUAUGGAGUGCUGAUGUUGUCACUUUCUCUAACAUCAGGGUCCUUGAUGGGAUGUCAGUGGUGAACAGCCAGGUGACAGGGGAAGAAGGGAGAAGUGUCACAGUUGAAUGCCUCUACAGUGAGAGCUACAGAGAAAGUAGAAAGAAGUGGUGUCGGAGCGGAGACUGGAGCUCCUGUCGGCUGAUAGAUGCUGGAGAGAGCUACGAAGACGCUUCAGUGGCCAUCAGUGAUGACAGAACUAGGACUUACACUGUAACCCUGAAGAAGCUGCAGCUGAAAGAUACCGGCUGGUAUACGUGUGCUGCAGGAAAACACAAGAUGUCCAUACAAGUGCUGGUCACACCUCGGCCCAGAGACGUGGUGACCGUGACAUCCACACCUGCACCUGCACCAAGUCAGUGUAAUGUCUACGUGCCUCCCAAACUCUCCAUCAAGGAGUCCAGUCAAAGUCACCACUUGGUUUCCUGGCUGGUGUGCUCUGCUGUGGUUCUCCUCCUUGGAAUAGCCAUAUUUGGGAGGAAGAUGUGGAAAGUGCGCAAGCAGGAACCUGUGAUGGGAUACCGCAGGGUCAUCAAAGCAGGGGUAAAUAAAUACCCAGUACCGGACGUAGGUGACCAGCAAGACACAACAGUCGUUUUCCUAACCAGGGAUAAUAAGAGGGACGACGCAUUUCUGUACUGAGUUCCCUCAGUGCAGCGUUUAUUGAUACUCUGUUUGACUGCAUGUUAUUUUGUGUCAGUUUGCAUGUGACACAUACUCUAUAUCCAGUCUCUUUUGUAUAUUACAUACCAUCAUAUUUAAAAACAUUUAUAAUGUUCCCUUCUUGCUGCUUUCAUUAUGCAACUGUCACUGGCUGGAGAUCCUAACAGAGUGCACUGUAUCUGCCAAAAUAUAACCAUGUAGUUAGUCUUCUACAUGUUUGGGUGAACCUCAUAAAUAUCACUAAGGGCUCUGGAGUCCUGUGUACUGGAUGAAAUAAUCUGGGGAUUUUAGCAAACGGGUGGAGUUUAUACUCAAAAGGCAAGGUGAAUGUUUCAUUUGAACAAGUUUUAUUUUGAAAUAAAUACAUAAUUGAAUCA